AUGAGAAAAUACAUUAUAACAAUAUAUUAUUUCCUGUUCCUUUAUGUGUUACAAGUUUACAGUAAAAGGUAUGCCUUCAUUAAAAAGGGUAUACCUGGAAUACCCAAGAAUUAUUUUAAAGGCUUCAAGUUGUACAAUUCGAAAGAAAUGAAAAAUUAUUGUGAAACUUCUAGAGUGGUGUGCACAGGUGUAGGAGUAGUAACAGGAGUAGGUAUUGGCAUAGAAAAAUUUUGGAAGAAUAUUAUAAAUGGAUAUACAUCAAUAGAUAAAAUUACAAAAUUUGAUGUAACUGGUAUGUCAUGCGGUAUUGGCAGUGAAAUAAAAAAAAGCGAUUUUAAUGCUAGUGAUUAUUACACUAAUAAAAAAGAUGUUAAUCGUAAUGAUGAUUGUACUCAUUAUGCAGUCGCAGCGACACGUUUAGCUUUAGACGAUGCAAAACUAAAUUUAGAAAAAUUAGACAAAGAUAAAACAGGUACAAUCAUAGGUAGUGGUAUAGGUGGAUUAAGUUUUUUAGAAAAAGAAAUGAAAACAAUGUAUGAAAAAGGACAUAAAAGAAUAACACCAUAUUUAAUACCUGCAAUGAUAGCUAAUACACCAUCUGGAUAUGUAUCUAUUGAAAAUAAUAUUAGAGGUAUCUCUCUUGGUAUGUUAAGUGCAUGUGCUACAUCUGGUAACACUAUAGGUGAAGCUUAUAGAUAUAUAAAAUAUAAAGAAUAUGAUGUUAUGAUAUGUGGUGGAACUGAAGCUAGUAUAACUCCUAUAAGUUUUGCUGGUUUCAAUUCUUUGAAAGCUUUAUGCACAGGUUAUAAUGAUAAUCCAAAAAAAGGUUGUAGACCUUUCGAUUUAAAAAGAAGUGGCUUUGUUAUGGGAGAGGGUUCAGGUAUUUUAAUUUUAGAAUCUUAUGAACAUGCAAUAAAAAGGAAUGCCCCUAUAUAUGGAGAAAUUAUUUCAUAUGCUUCAGAAAGUGAUGCAUAUCAUAUUACUGCACCAGAACCUAACGGUAGAGGUUUAAUAAAUUCUAUUCAUAAAGUAUUAAAGAAUGCAAAUAUAAAUACAAAUGACGUUAAAUAUAUUAAUGCACAUGGUACUUCAACACAUCUAAAUGAUAAAAUAGAAACAAAGGUUUUUAAAAAUGUUUUCAAGGAUCAUGCAUACAAAUUAUAUAUAUCAUCUACUAAAAGUAUGACAGGACAUUGUAUAGGUGCUGCUGGAGCUAUAGAAUCUAUUGUAUGUCUUAAAACUAUGCAAACAAAUAUUAUACCACCUACUAUUAAUUAUGAAAAUAAAGACCCAGAUUGUGAUUUAAAUUAUACACCUAAUAAAUAUAUUCAUGCAAAGCAAAAUAUUGAUAUAUCUCUAAAUACAAAUUUGGGAUUUGGAGGACAUAACACAGCAUUACUUUUCAAAAAAAUUGUAAAGUGA
This is a messenger RNA of Plasmodium adleri (nom. inval.), 1422 nucleotides long. RefSeq names its product 3-oxoacyl-acyl-carrier protein synthase I/II. The coding region runs from base 1 to 1422 and encodes 473 amino acids. NCBI's taxonomy places the organism in Eukaryota, Apicomplexa, Aconoidasida, Haemosporida, Plasmodiidae. Gene Ontology annotation, molecular function: 3-oxoacyl-[acyl-carrier-protein] synthase activity. The record is from RefSeq and is a predicted model, not a curated record. Gene Ontology annotation, biological process: fatty acid biosynthetic process. The transcript has 3 exons.